AUGCUCUGCGGGUGGGUGUGGACCUGUGGUAAAGGCAAAGCUAUGUUUCAUCAGAGCUCAAGACAGUGUGAGAGGUUGUUGAGACGUCUCUACUCGUCCUCAGGGUCCCCCCUGAGAGUGUGUGUCGUGGGUAGUGGGCCGGCUGGGUUCUAUACUGCUCACCAGCUGCUCAAGAAACAUCCCAACACUUGUGUAGAUAUUUUAGAGCGUCUUCCUGUCCCAUUUGGACUGGUUCGAUUUGGAGUAGCCCCUGAUCACCCGGAAGUGAAGAAUUGUAUCAACCAGUUCACUAGCUUGGCACAGUCUGGCAAGUGUCGUUUCCUUGGUAAUGUGCGUGUGGGGGAGGACGUGAGUGUGACCACUCUGAGGUCACUCUAUCAUGCUGUCGUACUGGCGUAUGGUGCUGAGGGAGAUAGAGAGCUAGGUAUCCCAGGAGAGGACCUCCCUGGAGUGCACUCUGCUAGGGCCUUUGUGGGCUGGUACAAUGGACUCCCCUCCUGUAGACACUUGUCCCCUGAUCUAUCUGGAGACACAGCCAUUGUGUGUGGCCAUGGUAACGUGGCUCUAGACGUGGCACGAAUGCUACUCACUCCAGUUGACAUUCUCAAGAGUACUGAUAUUUGUGAGCAUGCACUGGAUGCAUUGGCUGAGAGCAAGAUUAGACGCGUCCAUCUGAUUGGUCGGAGGGGACCACUACAAGUAGCCUUCACUAUCAAGGAACUACGAGAGAUGACCAGACUACCAAAUUGUCAAACCACCUUUGACCCUAGAGACUUUGACCCCAUCAGAGACCAAAUACAAGAUUUACCUCGACCAAGGAAACGAUUGACAGAGCUAAUGAUGAAAACUGCUGAGGAAGGGAGCGUGGCACACGGUGAUAGGGGCGUAUCCCAUAGUGAUGAUGGGAGGGAAUGGAGACUGCAUUUCCUGAAGAGUCCGGUAGAGGUGAUGGAUAGUGGGUGUGGCAUAGUGGGCGGAGUCAGGGUGGAGCUUAAUAUAUUAGAGGGCAACGGGGAUAGUACCAGAGCAGUGGCCACUGGCAACUAUGAAGAAGUAGAAUGUAAUUUGGUACUGCGGAGUAUUGGGUACAAGGCCUUGCCCCUCGAGGGUGGUGUACCAGUGGACCCCAGUACAGGGUACAUACCCAAUCACAGAGGAAGGGUGGACAAUGGUUUGUAUUGCAGUGGUUGGGUCAAGACAGGUCCAGUAGGUGUCAUAGUAACCACCAUGGAGAAUGCCUUUGAGACAGCUGCUACUAUACUGGAGGACUAUGAGAAUGGUAUGCUACAAGUGACGGAGGACACAGAUCUCACUGGCAAACUGAGAGAUGUAUGCCCCCCAGUGUUGUUCUCAGACUGGGAAAGGAUUGAUGAGCGAGAGAGGAGAGAUGGAGACAGAGUUGGUAAACCCAGGGAGAAGAUCACCUCACUACAAACUAUGUUGGACAUUGCUCAUACCUAGUACCAUGCACUGCACUGUCAGUACACGCAAUUAACUUUAUAUUAUUAUUGAUCAAGCACUGUUUUUAUAAUAUGUAAACCGUCCUCGGAUCGAGGGUUACUGCCAUAAA
This is a messenger RNA of Halichondria panicea, 1570 nucleotides long. Its product is annotated as NADPH:adrenodoxin oxidoreductase, mitochondrial-like. Bases 1 to 1461 code for a protein of 486 amino acids. Lineage: Eukaryota; Metazoa; Porifera; Demospongiae; Suberitida; Halichondriidae. Gene Ontology annotation, biological process: ubiquinone biosynthetic process. The transcript has 14 exons. Gene Ontology annotation, cellular component: mitochondrion. The record is from RefSeq and is a predicted model, not a curated record.